Molecule: messenger RNA, 2769 nt
Organism: Lactuca saligna
Lineage: Eukaryota; Viridiplantae; Streptophyta; Magnoliopsida; Asterales; Asteraceae
Source: the annotation of a GenBank genome assembly
AUGAAUCCUUGUGUUUUUAUAAUUUUCUCACUUCUCUUGCUCCUCCUUGUGAAUGCAACUGCCAGCCAAUUGGAAGGAGAUGAUAGAAAUAUGAAAAAGUGUUUGGAUAAUGAGAGAGAUGCUCUCCUUCUUUUCAAAGCUCCCCUUCACGACCCCUCUGAUACUCUCUCUACAUGGAGAUCUGACCAACAUGACUGCUGUAAAUGGAGUGGAGUCGAGUGCAACAACCAAACUGGUCACGUCACAAAGCUUGAACUCAACAACUUCUUUUCACAGGGUGGUCUUGGAGGUGAGAUUAGCCAUUCCUUGCUUAACUUAACCUACUUGAAUCAUCUUGAUCUUUCUGACAAUUCUUUUCAUGGAACCAUUCCCACUUUCAUUGGUUCUUUGACUCGAUUAAGGUACCUUUCCCUUUCCUACAAUUCCUUUCAUGGAGCUAUUCCCAGGUCCAUUGGUUACUUGACCCAGUUAAGGCACCUUUCCUUUUCCAGUAACUCUCUUUAUGGAACCAUUCCUUCACAGUUUGGAAACCUCACCAACUUGCAAGACCUUUAUCUUGAUUCUGUUGGAAGUUGUAGAGUUGAAAACAUGGAGUGGUUGUCUCAUCUCUCUCAUUUGGAGGAUCUGAGAAUGGAUGGGAUUUCCCUUGCGAAUGCAAAUAAUUGGGUAGGUGUAAUUUCGAGUCUCCCAAAACUGUUGAGUUUAAGUUUAGAUGGAUGUGAGCUGUCACAGGUCAUGUAUCCAUAUUCUUCUUUUCACAACUCUUCUUCAUCUAUUCAAUACCUUUUUCUUACAAACAACAAUCUGAACUCAUCCAUGUAUCGCUGGUUGCUUCCAUUAACCAGCAAUAAGCUUAAUUCUCUUCUUCUCUCUGGCAAUAUGUUAGAUGGGAUACCCAAAUACCUUGGGAACCUCUGUAGUUUGGAACGUUUGUACAUCGUUAACAACUCUGCUGUUGUCAAAUUUCCUGAUUUUCUCAACAACUUGUCUGGAUGCACGUCCUUGACCUUACAAAUGUUGAUUACUCGAGGUAGCCAAUUUACAGGGUCACUGUCUGAUGAGAUCCAGAAGUUUGCAUCCCUAGAAUCUCUGUACCUAUCUGAUAAUCAGUUAAAUGGAAGUAUAAGUGAGAAACUGUGGGAACUACCCAGGCUCCAAAUUCUUGACCUUUCUUCUAAUAAUCUUACAGUUCCUUCCACAUAUCACUUGUCAAGCCUUUCUUAUGUAAAGGUUAUUGGUCUGAUGUCUUGUAAGAUAGGGCCUCACUUCCCAAAAUGGAUUCAUACACUCAAAAAUCUUACCAGUCUUGAUCUUUCCAAUACUGCAAUUUCAGACACAACUCCUCUCGAGUUUUGGGCCACAUGGCCUUCUCAAUUAGAAUAUCUGAAUCUCUCUUCCAACAACAUUAGUGGGAAAGUACCAGAUUUAUUAUCAAAUUUUGCCAACCUUUCUGUGAUAGAUUUGAGUUCCAACAACUUUCAUGGUCCAAUACCAAAUAUUGCUUCCACUUUGGCAUCAUUAGAUCUUUCCAGAAACAGGUUUUCUGGGGGAAUCUCAUUUAUAUGCCAGAUUGUUGGUGGGUUCUUGUCAUUGCUUGACCUCUCUCAUAACUCAUUAACUGGACAACUCCCAGACUGUUUGUGGCAUUUCAAACAACUAAAAAUUGUUAAUCUGGGGCACAACAAUCUCUUUGGAAGGCUUCCUCCCUCUGUUGAAUAUCUGAUCAAUCUCAAGGUAUUGCAUUUAUACAAGAAUGAAUUAUCUGGCGAAUUGCCUUUGUCAUUAAAGAAUUGCACGAGUUUAAACUCGUUGAAUUUGGGAGCCAACAAGUUCUCUGGUAAUGUGCCUGUCUGGAUUGGGGAAAAGUUAACAGGAUUGUAUGUUCUUAUCCUAAGAUCAAACAACUUCAUUGGAACCAUCCCUUCAAAAUUAUGUCAAUUAGCAUAUCUUCAAAUUCUAGACUUGUCAAUGAACAAUCUCUAUGGAACCAUACCCUCGUGUUUGAGUAAUCUUACAAGCAUGGUUCUACAAGGAUUCUCACAAGAUAUAAAGGUAUAUAGAACUGAAGGAGGUCAAACAUAUGUUUGGACAACAUAUGUUGACAAUGCGAUGAUUAGGUGGCAAGGAGAUGAACGGGAAUUCUUUAACACUCUAAAAUUGGUGAAGAGCAUUGACCUUUCAAGCAACAAUUUAGCAGGACAAAUCCCAUACGAAAUUACCAAUCUUCAUGACUUGAUUUCUCUAAACUUGUCAAACAACGAUCUAUUUGGAGAUAUUCCACAGAAAAUUGGUGAGAUGAAAAAUCUUUUGACUUUGGAUUUAUCUAGAAACAAUUUUUCAGGGCAGAUACCAUCAAGCAUGUCUCAGAUGAGCUUACUGAAUUACCUAGACAUGUCAUUUAAUAACUUGACAGGGAGAAUCCCAUCUAGCACACAGCUCCAGUCCUUUGAACCUUCAAGAUACGAUGGAAAUGUAGGACUAUGUGGACCUCCUCUUAACAAAAAAUGUCCUGAGGAUGAAGAUUUAAAAGUGCCACCUGUCGUUGGUGAAAGUGUGGGUGAUGGGGAAGGUGGAGAUGAAAUUUGGGGAUGGUUCUAUAUUGGUGGGGGGACUGGUUUUGCUACUGGAUUUUGGAUAGCAUGUGGUGCUUUACUUGUCAACCGCCGUGGAAGACAUGCUUUUUUUCACUGUUAUGAUAACUUCAAAGACAGGGUUUAUGUCAAGAUAGUGGCAUUCAUAUCAAAUUUACAAAAGGCUCGACAGAUGUAG